This is a messenger RNA of Micromonas pusilla CCMP1545, 1368 nucleotides long. RefSeq lists its product as uncharacterized. Bases 1 to 1368 code for a protein of 455 amino acids. Gene Ontology annotation, biological process: transmembrane transport; ADP transport; ATP transport. Gene Ontology annotation, molecular function: ATP transmembrane transporter activity; calcium ion binding. The transcript is spliced from 3 exons. Lineage: Eukaryota; Viridiplantae; Chlorophyta; Mamiellophyceae; Mamiellales; Mamiellaceae. The record is from RefSeq and is a predicted model, not a curated record.
AUGAGGUCGAUGUUCGCGUCGCUCGACCGCGACGGCGACGGGUUCCUCAGCCUCGAGGAGGUGCGCGAAGGCCUCGCGAAGCGCGGGAUCGCGGUCUCCACCGCGCAUCUCGAGAAGCUCUUCGCCGCGAUGGAUGCGAACGCGGACGCGAGAGUCAGCGCGACCGAGUUCGACGCGUUCUGCGAGGAACGCCGCGGGGCGAUCCGCCGCGCGUUCGUCUCCGUCGACCGCGACGAAAACGGCGAGGUCGACUCCGAGGAACUCCGCUGCGGCGUCGAGCGCGCGGGGCUGAAAAUCAGCGACGCGCAGCUCCGGGACGUGUUCGAGAAGCUCGACAAAGACAAGAGCGGGACGCUCUCCGAGAAGGAGUUCGAAGAGGCGCUGAUGCUGCUUCCGAAGGGCGCGAACCCGGCGGCGGUGUUCGACGCGUUUCUUCGCGCGUCCUUCGUCGACGACGCGGAGUCGCACUGCAGCGCGUGCAAAGACCUCCCGCCCAGAGGGGGCGGGUCGCUCGCGUGGGCGGUCGCGAUGAAGAUGGCGAGCGGCGGGGUCGCCGGCGCGGUGAGCCGGACCGCGACCGCGCCGAUCGAUCGCGUGAAGACGAUACUUCAGACGGGGAGGCGACGGGUGACGAUUGGUAUCGCCGCGCGCGCCGUCUACGCGGAGGGCGGCGUUCGCGCGUUUUUCCGCGGCAACGGCGCCAACGUCCUGAAGGUCGUCCCGGAGACCGCGGUCAAGUUCGCCGCGUUCGACCUCCUCAAGCGCACGAUCGCGACAGACCCCGGGAACGUCACGAUCGCGGAGCGGUUCGCCGCGGGCGGGCUCGCGGGCGUCGCGUCGCAGGCGCUCGUGUACCCUCUGGAGGUUAUCAAAACCCGUCUCGCGGUGACGCCCCCCGGGUCGGCCGGCGGCGACGGCAUCGCCGCGAUGGCGUCGCACGUCGUCGCGCGCGAGGGCGCGCGCGGAUUGUUCCGAGGCCUCGCCCCGAGCGUGGUGGGCAUAUUUCCGUACGCCGGGAUCGACCUCAUGGCGAACAGCAUCCUCAAAGACGCGCUCGCGCGGCGGUGCGAGGGCGCGGGGAAAGAACCCGGGGUGGUCCAACUCCUCGGCUGCGGCAUGGCGUCGAGCACGACCGCGAUGCUGUGCACGUACCCGCUGAACUUGAUCCGCACCAAGUUGCAGACGUCGGGGAUGGAGGGCGCGGUGAAGUACGCGGGACCGGUGGAUUGUUUCAGGCGGGUCGUCGCGAAGGACGGGCUGGGGGGGCUGUACCGCGGCGUCGCGCCAAACCUCGCCAAGGUUUUACCGGCGACGAGCGUGUCGUACGCGGUGUACGACGUCUUGAGUCGCAACGCGAGCGACAACUAA